Molecule: messenger RNA, 2300 nt
Organism: Trichogramma pretiosum
Lineage: Eukaryota; Metazoa; Arthropoda; Insecta; Hymenoptera; Trichogrammatidae
Exons: 2
Coding region: 1458-2210 (250 amino acids)
Molecular function (GO): protein binding
Source: RefSeq, a predicted model, not a curated record
CGAGAAAGAUCGUAACGACGGAAUCAAUUGAUUGAAUUUUAUUGAUUAUAAAGAGAAUUUAUUUCAUUCAUUUUAAGCUUUAUACUGUAUUUCUGCGCGAGUGAGUAAAAAGAUGUCUCACGAAAGUUUUGACUCCGAGACGGGUCAAGAAAAUAUAGAAAGAUUGAAGAGCAUACGAAAACAGGUCGAUUGAGAGAUCGAUGCUGAGCGAAAUGAAUUUUUCUGUCGAAUUCGCAGCUCCAUUAGCAACUGGAAGGGCCGAAUUCCAGAUCUCCGAGAAAUUUUUGGACAGGAAGAAAUUGAGUGGUCGCUCACGAGGGCCGUGGACAAUAAUUUCAUCGAGUUCGUCAAUUUUAUAAUAAGGUCAGGAUACAAACACAAGCCCUCCCUCGAUAAAGACGGCAAACCAAUUUUGCGUCGCAACACACCACUACAUCUCGUGGCUAGUAGAAAGUCGAGGUUCGCGCCAUCCAAGAUUCGCGAGCUUUUCAAAGUUUACGACAGAUUCGACGUAAAUUACAUCGACGAUUUUGGUUUGACACAUUUACACGUGGCCUACAUGUCUGGCUACGUGAACAUCGUCGAGAAAUUCCUCGAAUUCGGGCCGGAUCCCAAUUUCGUCGUGCGACAAACGGGUGACUCGCCGCUACACUUGGCUAUGAAAUUGGGCGAGAAGGAAGUGGCCGAGUUGCUGCUGAGAAUAGGGGCGAUCCGAAUUUGGCUAACAAGGAUGGAUACACUCCUCUGCACGUUAUUCGCUCGGGAGUCGACGGCGACGAUGUCUAUUAUGAUUUAAUGAAAAUGUUAUUCGAGCUCAGCAACGACAAAUAUCAGCCGAUACAUGUCAAUGCUCAGACACAGUAUGGUUCGACACCACUGCUGUCGGCACUGCUCACCAAGAAAAUAAAUGUUGCUGAAUUGCUAUUGAGAAGAGGUGCGGAUCCAAAUUUAGCCAGCAAUGACAGAUUGACACCUAUCGAUUGGAUUAAUUUAUAUUAGAACGUGAUCUUGAUGACGUGGCGGAGAAAUUCUUUGAGUUGAGCGAUAUAGCGUCCAGCAAAAGGUGCACGUCAACAACUUCAACAAUAUGGAUGCAACACCACUUCACACUGUGGUCGCGUUCGGAACCAGCAUAAAAGUGAUGGAAUUACUGCUGAGAAGAGGAGGGAUCCGAAUUUAGCCACCCCAAAAGGAGGAUCGACUCUGCAUUUCAUUGACUUGCGUGAAAUAAAUGAUGGUAUGUUGGAAAAGUUCUUUGAGGUCUGUGAUGAUAUGCAGUAGACUGUCCAAGUCAAUUCCCAAGACGAGGUUGGUCAAACACCGUUGCACUGGGCUCUGAAAAACGGACCCCAGCGUGUGGUCGAAGCUCUACUGAGAAAAGGCGGGAUCCGAAUUUAGUCGACGCAAAAGGAUUGACACCUCUGUACUAUAUUGCAUUACGUAAAAUAGACGAUGACAUGAUGGAGAAGUUCUUGGAUAUAUGCGAUGACUUUCAGGCGACGAUACAAGUGGACGCCCAAAACGAGUCUGGUUUUACACCGUUACAAAAUGCCGUGGAGAGCCUCAAGCCAAAUGUGGUCGACGUACUCUUGGAUCGUGGUGCCGAUUUAUCUCGCUUCGUUUUUCCCAUUGAAAAUAUUUGCGAGAAUUUUGAAAAAAAUGCUCGUGGUUGGGAUAAAUUGAGAUCGGCAUCUGGCGCUCUGAGCGUCGUCGAACGCCUCGAGAAAAGAGGAUACGAUUUGAACCGAGACAACGCCCUGACGAUCCUUGACUCAUUCAAAGAGUACGGAUUGUUCGAAAAGUCGUCGGAUCUGGAAAAAUGUUGGCGCGAUGACGACGAGUUCGCGAGCAGAGCGAAAGAGAUAAUCGUCACAUCUAGUCUGUCGCUCCACGAUCUGAUUCAGUUGCGACCCAAAGAGGAGGAAAAACUGCUCACGUACACGAACUACUUCGAGAUCGAGCGAUCGAACAACUUGGAUGAAAUCCCUAAAAAAUAUCUCGAUAUCUGCUUGACGCACCUGUGCGAAAAAAUGUCGAGAGGAUACGUGCGAAGGUUGGCACAGGAUCCUUUCCAGGAGUUGACGCGCCACAAACUACCGAUUCUCUGCUGCGAGAAAAUCAUCGACGAGUUGAAGAACGAGGAUUUGUUUGAAAUAUGUAAGGCGGGUGAAAUCCUGGCGGAAGAAAACAGAGCCAAAAUGUGCAAUUGAUAUGAAUUACUAAAGAAAACAAUGUUGAGAAAUUAUAAAUCAAUAUCUUUAUUUUGAAUCUUGAAGUAUUUUGAUAGUGUGUCAGAUUAA